Messenger RNA from Cladocopium goreaui, 787 nucleotides. Lineage: Eukaryota; Dinophyceae; Suessiales; Symbiodiniaceae. The record is from the annotation of a GenBank genome assembly.
GUGCAUGAUGCAUCGCUUGCGGAUGCGCUUGCCGCCAUGCGCUGUGUGCGCUGCGGAAGCGCCCAGGCGGCGCGGCGUGGCUUCGAUGGCUUCGAUGGUGGUGGAUGGACAGCGGAGUUUGGAGCAGGUGGAAUCAGAGCUGCGGCAGAAGCUAUUGAUCUCCCAGGACCUGGAUCUGUGGGCCGCAGGCCGUCAGGGCAUCGCUAUCGCUUUACGGGCGGCCGCGUCGCCGGCGCAGGCCUUUGUGAUGCGGGGGGCCACGGCAGAAGAAGUGGAGAUGGAAGGAUUGAUGUCCAGAGGAGAAGGUGGCAGUGGCACCAGGAUAGAGAAGAACGAGACCAGAAGGUUUGCUUUUCACCUGAAAUUCCAGAAAGACAUGCCACUUUCAAUGCGUGAGCCAAAGAAAAUCUUCCAAGUUGGGCAGAGAAGCAACGCGAAGUUCCUCCCCUUGGCGAAAGCCAUUGCCACCGAGCUGCGUUGGCUCCCCAGUGGCGACUCUUUGGCGGCUGAAAAUCUGCUACUGGGCAAGGCCAAAAAUACCUGGACCCGGACCUUUGCUUUGGCCAAUGCCGUGGCGCAAGCCUAUGAAUGGCAACUGAACCCGACGCAACAGUGCGUGAGACCUUUCUACUGCGUGGCGCAGCUCAGAAAGGUUGAGGAUUUGCAGCCUCCUGAGGGCGGAUGGACGACUGUGCCGCUGGCACUGCGAUUGGUUUUACUGCCGGAAGGUGAGCCACCACCCAGGCCUGAUGGAAGCCCCGGAGAAAAAACGUGCAGCGAUUGGUGA